Messenger RNA from Argentina anserina (silverweed cinquefoil), 1591 nucleotides. RefSeq names its product glucan endo-1,3-beta-D-glucosidase. Gene Ontology annotation, biological process: carbohydrate metabolic process. The transcript has 5 exons. NCBI's taxonomy places the organism in Eukaryota, Viridiplantae, Streptophyta, Magnoliopsida, Rosales, Rosaceae. Bases 1 to 1434 code for a protein of 477 amino acids. Gene Ontology annotation, molecular function: hydrolase activity, hydrolyzing O-glycosyl compounds. Gene Ontology annotation, cellular component: plasma membrane. The record is from RefSeq and is a predicted model, not a curated record.
AUGGCGAUCAUCCUUCUUCGCAUUGUAGCCUUCUUCCUUAUCACUUUCGACGUUGCAAAUAAUGCAGAUUGCCAAUCCUUUAUCGGCGUAAACUACGGCCAACUCGCUGACAACCUCCCGCCGCCGUCAUCCACUGCAAAGCUAAUCCAAUCAACCUCAAUCCAAAAGGUCCGCCUCUACGGCUCCGACCCCGCCAUUAUCAAAGCCUUAGCUAACACCGGCAUCGGAAUCGUCAUCGGUGCAGCCAACGGCGACAUUCCGGCCCUUGCAUCCGACCCCAACUACGCCAUCAACUGGAUCAACACCAACGUUGUCCCCUUCUAUCCAGCAAGCAAUAUCAUCCUCAUCACCGUCGGCAACGAGGUCCUGACCUCUGGUGACCAGGGCUUGGUUACUCAGCUAGUUCCCGCUAUGCAAAAUGUCCAAAACGCCCUCAACUCCGCGUCUUUGGGCGGGAAGAUUAAGGUCUCCACUGUCCAUGCCAUGUCAGUGCUUAAGAAUUCUGAGCCGCCGUCUUCCGGGAGCUUUGAUCCUGGUUUUGGUGACGUCAUGAAGGCGUUGCUAGGGUUCUGUAGUGCCACCGGUUCGCCUUUUGCUAUCAACCCGUACCCGUAUUUCGCUUACCGGAGCGACACCCGACCCGAGACCCUGGCUUUCUGCCUGUUCCAACCCAACGAGGGCCGGUUCGACUCCAACACAAAGAUCAAGUACAUGAACAUGUUCGAUGCGCAGGUGGAUGCAAUAAGAUCUGCAUUGAACUCCAUGGGGCACAGUAAUGUGGAGAUUGUGGUCGCCGAGACUGGCUGGCCUUACAAAGGAGACGACAAUGAGGUUGGUCCGAGUGUCGAAAAUGCCAGGGCUUAUAACGGCAAUCUGAUUGCGCAUCUCCGAUCAAUGGUUGGGACUCCAUUGAUGCCAGGGAAGUCAGUGGACACUUACCUCUUUGCACUAUAUGAUGAGAACUUGAAACCUGGCCCUGGUUCCGAAAGAGCUUUCGGCCUCUUCAAGCCUGAUCUCACCAUGACUUAUGAUGUUGGCCUCUCCAAGAGUGCUAGCCAGACCCCAACUACGCCGACGGUGCCCACCACGCCUAAGGCACCCACUGCAGUAGUGCCUAAAACGCCGGCGAACCCAUCCACUGCGCCGAAGCCAAAUAAAGGGGUGUGGUGUUUGCCUAAGAAAGGAGUGUCCGAGACUCAAUUGCAGGCUAACAUAGAUUAUGUUUGCGGACAUGGUUUUGAUUGUAGUCCAAUUCAACCGGGCGGGGCUUGUUUCGAACCAAACAAUGUGGCUUCCCACGCUGCUUAUGCCAUGAAUAUCCUGUAUCAAACCGCCGGUCAUGAUGCGCAGAAUUGUGAUUUCUCCCAAUCUGCCACACUCUCAUCGAACAACCCUAGCUAUGAUAGCUGCAACUACCCAAGUGAGAGUACCUGAAGAUGUAGAAAUAGAUGGCCUCUGUGUCACUAAAUAAAUGUCACAUUCUCUGAAAGCAAAAAGCUGAAGAAAUUGGGACGAGUGAGAAUUAUGUAGGAAACCUCCAGGGUGUGUUUUCUAUUAGCUGUUUUGUGUAACUUAAAAUGUAAAUGAAUGG